Messenger RNA from Toxorhynchites rutilus septentrionalis, 1131 nucleotides. Its product is annotated as pyrroline-5-carboxylate reductase 3-like. The coding region runs from base 145 to 975 and encodes 276 amino acids. The record is from RefSeq and is a predicted model, not a curated record. NCBI's taxonomy places the organism in Eukaryota, Metazoa, Arthropoda, Insecta, Diptera, Culicidae. Gene Ontology annotation, biological process: L-proline biosynthetic process. The transcript is spliced from 4 exons. Gene Ontology annotation, molecular function: pyrroline-5-carboxylate reductase activity.
CAUCAUACCGCUCUCUGUUGCAUCAACUGCAAGUCGCACCGAGUCAGCCACUCGUGGAGAAAAUCUAAGUGCACUCUGCUCUGCCACGUUUAUUUACGGGGGAGAGAGUACGAGAGUUUAGUGUCAGAAUCCCGAUCUGUCAGAAUGCGGCUGGUUAGUAGUAAUCUGUUGAAAAUGGGCUUUUUGGGUGGCGGAAAAACCGCACAAGCCAUGGCGAAAGGAUUCAUCUCGGCUGGUCUGGUGAGUGCAAAAAACAUCACGGCAAGCUUCAGUCCGAAUGAUGAGGUGAAUAUGCGUGAAUUCAAAGAGAUGGGAUGCGAAACGUUCGUCGAUAAUAUGCCGGUGGUGAAGCAAUCGGAGGUUGUGUUCAUUUCCGUCAAACCGUGGAUUGUGCCGACGGUUCUGCAGCGUGUUAACAUGGCGAGCGCGGAUAAGCUUUUCAUUUCGGUUGCGAUGGGACUUGGGCUGGCAGAACUAGAAGCUUCGCUAUUGCCAACGGCUCGCGUGGUGCGAGUCAUGCCGAACACUCCCACACUGGUGCGGUGUGGGGCGGCUGUUUACGUGCGUGGUAAAGCGGCCACUGAUGACGACUGCUCGUUGGUACAAACUCUGUUCGAAUCCGUUGGAACAUGUGAGGAAGUCACGGAAGCACUGAUAGAUCCCAUUACGGCCCUUUCAGGCAGUGGUCCAGGAUACGUUUUUACCUUCAUUGAGGCUAUGGCCGAUGGAGCGGUAAAAAUGGGACUAUCGCGGGAUAUAGCGUACAGAUUGGCAGCACAGACAGUGAUGGGAGCCGGUAAGAUGGUGCUCGAAUCCGGAGCCCACCCGGGACAGUUGAAGGAUGAUGUUGCGAGUCCAGCUGGUUCAACCAUCGCGGGGUUAUCGUUUCUGGAGAAGCAUGCUUUUCGUCAUAUCGUGAGUGGAGCCAUCGAAACAGCGACACUUAGAUGCCGGGAGGUGUCGAAGAAAAAAUGAACUAUAUCGGAACAAUUACCUAUCACGAUAACGUUCGCGCAUAUCGAGACUUAUGCUUUAAUGCUAUGAGUUACUUUCUCUUAUACAUCUUAUUUUUUUAAGCUUUAUUGAACUUCUUCAGAAUGACAGACAUAGUUAUAAAAUUUCAUAUAUUGC